This is a messenger RNA of Clarias gariepinus (North African catfish), 2420 nucleotides long. It is a transcript of the gene pim1, whose product is annotated as Pim-1 proto-oncogene, serine/threonine kinase. The transcript is spliced from 6 exons. Gene Ontology annotation, biological process: protein autophosphorylation; negative regulation of apoptotic process. NCBI's taxonomy places the organism in Eukaryota, Metazoa, Chordata, Actinopteri, Siluriformes, Clariidae. Gene Ontology annotation, molecular function: ATP binding; protein serine/threonine kinase activity. Gene Ontology annotation, cellular component: cytoplasm. Bases 321 to 1274 code for a protein of 317 amino acids. The record is from RefSeq and is a predicted model, not a curated record.
CCUUACGCUUUCAGAAAGCCGGGUUUGUGUGUCUGUCUGUCGCCGCGAAGAGAGUACACAGGCACGGUUAUAUUAUUAUAUUAAAUUCCUUUAAUACAAAUAGCUUGUUUAUUUUAUAUUCAGUUUCAGGUUUUAUAUCCGAGCCAUAAAUCUCCUUUAUUUUUUAAAACCGGCUUUUUAUUUCGACCACCUCCGACAACAGCGUGGAAUUCCUACUCCUACUCCGGCGGCGUCCAUUCCUAAUCUCCGGUGGAGGAUCCUCACGAUUGUUUUGUGGAAUAUUUUUUCUGUGACUAUUUACCUUUCUACGGAUUUCUACAAUGCUCCUGUCCAAGCUGAACACGUUCGCGCACAUUUCAGCCGUCGACAUGCCUGCGAAGAUCCAGCUCCAAGUGCACCAAGUGAAGGAGAAGGAGCCGUUUGAGAAGGUUUAUCAGGUCGGCUCUGUGUUGGGAAGCGGCGGGUUCGGGACCGUGUACGCCGGCCUGCGGAUAGCUGACGGAGCCCCGGUUGCUAUCAAGCAUGUUGCUAAGGAGCGCGUGACCGAAUGGGGAGAACUGCCCAACGGAGCGCGCGUGCCCAUGGAGAUCGUCCUGCUGAAAAAAGUGGGCACCGGCUUUCGCGGCGUGAUCAAGAUGCUAGACUGGUACGAGCGCCCUGACGCCUUCAUCAUCGUCAUGGAGCGUCCGGAAGCCGUGAAGGACCUGUUCGACUUCAUCACGGAGAAAGGCGCGCUGCCCGAGGAGCUCGCGCGCGGCUUUUUCCGCCAGGUGCUCGAGGCAGUGCGUCACUGCCACUCGAGCGGCGUCGUGCACCGCGACAUCAAGGACGAGAACAUUCUGAUCGACCUGCGCACCGGCGAGCUCAAACUCAUCGACUUCGGCUCGGGAGCGCUGCUCAAGGACACCGUGUACACCGACUUCGACGGUACACGUGUGUACAGCCCUCCAGAAUGGAUCAAAUACCACCGGUACCACGGAAGGUCAGCGACUGUUUGGUCUCUGGGAAUUCUCCUGUAUGACAUGGUGUGUGGAGACAUCCCAUUUGAGCAGGAUGAAGAAAUCGUGCGAGGUCAAGUGCUCUUUAGGCGUCGCAUCUCAGCUGAAUGCCAGCAGCUCAUCAAAUGGUGUUUGUCUCUGCGUCCUGCCGAGCGUCCAUCUUUCGAGGACAUUAUCAACCACCCCUGGAUGCAGAGCACAUCAACGCCCCCUACAGACACCACAGAGAUCCGGCUGCACAGUUUGAGCCACGAGGCAGUCACAGUGUGCAAGUGACUCAGUACCCAGUGACUCAACACUACAUCACCCAGCUGAGAGCCAAUGGCCACCCUCUGAACUAAGCAGCGCAGGAAACGAACGUUGAAAAAUGUUUGUUUUAAUUUGGUUUAAACAAAAGGCAGCUGUUUAUGGGUGAGCCGGGGAGGUUCGGGAUGUUCGACAUCUCGCUCCUGAAAACAGAGUCCGGCCCAGGAAGGGCAACCCGCCGCGUAAGGUGCGACCUUUGCAAACUUGAAGCGGUUCGUGCGAUGCUGGAGUAAAGGCAUGCCUGUGAACGGACUGAGAGAACCCUCCACAGUGGAGGAUACAAGCUCUCAUUUAGUGCCUUGUGUGUGUGAGUGUCGGAAAUAUAUACUUGAAUUGAGUAAUAGCCACUGUACCACUGCUCCUUAUCCAGAUGUCACAAUUUUCUUGCUUCCAUCUCAUCUGCGCUACGCAGAGAGUUACCAAAAUGACCUCAAAUAACCUGUGCAGAAUGACCGUCCUACACCUCUGUACCUCUUACUAUUUCUCUCUUGCUCGCUGUCACUCUCUCUCAUAUAUCCUGACUCAGUAACUCUCAACACAACUACCACUUGUCAAUAUAGACGCACACAGCAAUGCAACUACAACAUGAGAACUACAUUUUUCUUUUGUCAAUACUGUAAAUAUUUAAUGGUCUUAUGACUCUAAAUUCCAAGACAAGGCCUGUGUAGGUAAUAUUUAUUUGAAUGUUUUUCUUGAAAAAACGAAAUCUAAGUGGAAUUAUUUAUUUAUUUAUAGAAAAACAGUUUUUGUUUGACAUUUGUCAUUCCACACUGAAGGGUCCACCACCUAUUUAAAUUUAUUUUACUGUAUUUAAGAGCUGUUUUAAGCAGACUUGUACAUAAUGUAAAUAUACUUUACAAGCACUUCCAUUGUCUGAUGCAAGGAGUACUGAAAAGUCUACUGAUUUUUUUAUUUUUUUUUCUUUCUUUUUAAUUUAAUUGUCUGCUGUGCAUCCUUAGACGAAUGUCAUUGUGUAUUGCAAACGUCUACAUGUUCAGAGUUUCACCUCUAGUUGCAUGACUGCAGCUUGGAUUUUUAUUUGAUUUAGUGAUUGUAAAUUGUUUAGGGAGUUAUUUUUUUACACAAGUUUCAAUAAAUAUUUUUUUAAAUGCUGAA